This is a messenger RNA of Cutaneotrichosporon oleaginosum, 1875 nucleotides long. RefSeq lists its product as uncharacterized. Gene Ontology annotation, cellular component: retromer, tubulation complex; endosome. NCBI's taxonomy places the organism in Eukaryota, Fungi, Basidiomycota, Tremellomycetes, Trichosporonales, Trichosporonaceae. The record is from RefSeq and is a predicted model, not a curated record. Gene Ontology annotation, biological process: retrograde transport, endosome to Golgi; intracellular protein transport. Gene Ontology annotation, molecular function: phosphatidylinositol-3-phosphate binding.
CUCUCCAAUGCGAGGGGACCGACCGACACGCCACCAUCCUGCAUCUAUUCCUAGGCUUGUGCUCAACAUCUCUCUCGUUCUCCCUCCCCGCAAGCACGCAGCCGACCAUGGACCCACUGGCGCAGGACGUCAACCAAGGCUGGGCAUCAGAAGCUCCAGCACCCAUAUCGCCUCCCAUCUCCUCCCCUUCCCGCGCCCCCCAGGCUUCACCAUCCACCUUCAUACGCGAUCCCCAGGUCUACGGCGACCCAGGUCAGGCCCUCAUGAGCCCCUCCGCCGAGCUCAGCAAGAAGGAGAAGCCCCCUCCCUACCUCCGUGUCCGCAUCGCCGCUCUUGAACGAAACCGGAAAGAUCUUCUCAUUCGCUUCGAUGCCAGCACCAACCUUCCCAACUUUCGCACGUCGCUGUAUCGCAACAUGCAGCGAUCGUACGUCGAGUUUCAACGCUUUGCAGAGCAGCUCCAGCUCUGUUGUCCACAAACGAUCAUCCCUGCCCUCCCUCUUCCCCACACGUCGGCGGCAACAGACGAGGAAGACGACCGUCUUGUGAGGAUAGUCCUCCAGCGCUGGUUCAGUCGCGUUGCAGACGACCCUCAGCUGCAGAAGGAGGACGAGCUGCGUAGCUUCAUCGAGUCCGACUUUGGGUACAAUCCAAUUCCACCGCCGUCAGCGCGGAAGCAGACGACAGGCGCAGCGGCAACUUCGGUGCUUACCGCCGCACUGUCCAAGGUAGUGCGGCGGGGUCCAUUGGACGAGGAUGAUGAGAUUAUGAGUGCCCGUACGACGCUGGAGCGUCUCGAGCCUGCGUGGGUGGCUGCAGCCGGCAGCGUCGGCAAUCUCAGCAAAGCGCGCAAGACCCUUGCUGCCGCGCAGGCGGACGUUGGAGCUAAACUCAUAGGCUUGGCCACAGACGAGUCCGACAUGAACCUCGCAGCAGCAGAACGCAAGAUGGGGCGGGCGUACGAGCAGAUAAGCGGGAUGGCGGGGCAGCAGAUCACAAGCGACAAUGUCAUCUUGAACGACACGCUGGCGUACCAGUCGACGAAUGCGCGAGCAGCGCGCGAUGCCCUUGCGCAGCGCACGCAGAUCCUAGAGGACUCGCACAGUGCCACCAAGACGGCCAUCACGAAGCGCCGCAAUGUAGAGCGCAUGAAGGGCAGCUCGAAUAUCAACCCCCAAAAGGUCGACGAUGCCAUCGCUGAAAUGGAGGAGGCAAACGCGAUUGAGAGCCGUCUCACAAACAAUCUCAACGCAAUAUCGGCCCACCUCCACACUGCACUGCGCACACACUCGCGCAAUGCUCAUGAGGAUGUCGCCGUCGCCCUCCUCGAGCAUGCACGCAUGAACAUCAUCUUUAAUCGAUCCGUUCUUCGCGAGCUGGAAGCGCUCAAGCCGGAUCUGGCGCGUGUUACCGGUCCCGUUCUCGCGAACCCCGCUACGCCUACUACUCCCACGAGGACAGGCCCUCUGAUGUCCCCACCAGUGCACACUCCGACACAGGCUGCCUUUGCGCCCGCACCUCGGCAACCAGGCAUGUCCCAAUCCAUGUACCUUCCCCCGCCCGUGGAGCCUGGUCCGCGUUCCCAGUCCGCGGGCGUCCGCGCGGCCACUCCGUCUACCCCGUCUACUCCUGGCAACGUUGAUCCGCUCGGUGGCGCGCCGAUGGCGCAGAGUAUGUACGCUGCGCCUGGCCAUCGCCCGCCUCAAAGGCGGCAAGGACGAGCGCUCGACGAGCGCAAGGCGGCCAAGCUCUUGGCGGGCGGUUUCUAGCGGAGAGAGUGAGACUGUGCACGGUCCAGUCCGUUUGAGAGAAGUCAGCGACGAGAGCAGAGUACGCGUGUGUAGGAUGCAUGAUGCAUGGGGUUAUGAAGGAGAG